This is a messenger RNA of Cryptomeria japonica (Japanese cedar), 1723 nucleotides long. RefSeq names its product RING-H2 finger protein ATL67-like. Bases 647 to 1141 code for a protein of 164 amino acids. Gene Ontology annotation, molecular function: transferase activity. NCBI's taxonomy places the organism in Eukaryota, Viridiplantae, Streptophyta, Pinopsida, Cupressales, Cupressaceae. The transcript has a single exon. The record is from RefSeq and is a predicted model, not a curated record. Gene Ontology annotation, biological process: protein ubiquitination.
ACCAGUGGUUUCCGUUAAUUCAAAGUUGUUGAAUUUGAACCAGUGGUUUCCAUUAAUUCAAAAUUGUUAAAUUUGAACCAGUUUGGUGUAUUAAUCACGGAAGCAUCCGGAAAAAUUCGUACGUGGGUAUCUGAAUCUGGUAUGGUAGAAAUAAGUGUAACCUGCAGAUGGUGGCGAGGAUGUAAAUACAUGGACUUGCAGUUUGGUUCCGCCAUUAAUGUCUCAUUUAAUGAGGCAGCUUUAAAUGAAAGCCAAUAAUUUUCUUUGAAUAUAUAAAUGCAUGUUGCCACUGGGCCAUCGCUUGUUCCAAUGCACAACAGCGAAGGUCAAAGGGCAUGUAAACCGUAGAUGCAGGGGGAAAUCGCCCGGAUUCCUCCAGGCUCCGGGCUUUAAUAAUCUCGGGUCCUGAUGCGUCACAUGCCCCCACCGUAUUUAAUUGCUGGAGCAAAACGGCCACAUCUAUAACCUGGAGGCGAAAGCGAAGGGUUUUGCAAGGGCAUUGGGGGUUAUAUUGUCUCUGGUCUCACAAUCGAGGGAAUUUUGGGAUCUUUUGGUUUAAUGGCGGGCACAAUUGGUCCCGAGGGUUGAGGUUCCGGGGUUUCAGAAAGCGAAAAGCAGAGGUCCCGGGUUUGAAUAUCGGCAAAAGAUGAGCACCAAUUCCACAAUGGGAGACAUGAGCAGGGUGGGCCUCGGGUACGGCAUCGCCAUUGCGGUCGGAAUACUGGUUCUGCUCUCGACUGUGAUGUUGGCUUCGUAUGUCUGCGUGCGGGUGCACGGCCGGACUCAGCUGGCCGGAGGCGUUGCGCAGAGAGAGGCGGUGCAGAGGGAAACAGGGGCGGCGGCCGCUGCGGGACUCGACCAGGCGACCUUGGACUCGUAUCCGCUUGUGACAUUUUCGGAGAAGACGUCUCGCGGUGAGGAGCUUUCCUGCUCCAUUUGCCUGAGCGAUUAUAAGGAGUCGGAGGUUCUGCGUAUGCUGCCCGAAUGCCUUCACCUCUUUCAUGUCCACUGUAUCGAUGCCUGGCUCCGCCUCCAUGCCUCGUGCCCUAUGUGCCGUACUUCUCCUCUUCCAACCCCCAUUGCUACUCCUCUCUCGGAAUUCAUCCCCCUUGCCCGCCACCCUCGGAUUCCCUCUUCAUAAUUUGUACCUUCCCUUUCCCUCCCCUGUGCAUGCUUCAGCCCUAGUCACAUUUUUCAGCAGCCUCUGCGUCUGUGUAUUCCGUCUUUUUUUGAAUUAAUAUAUAUUUGCGUCGGAUUCAAUUUGAAUGCCUGCGUCAGGUCCUCAUGAGGUAUGUAUUUGCACAAACUUUGCUUGUUUCUGCAACCUGGUUAACUUUCUGUAACAAGUGAGAAAUCUAACCAAAAUCGACAUUUCACUGAAUGUAUUAAAGCUUCUUCUUUUAAGCUCUAAUCACAUUCUUCAGCAGCCUCUGCGUCUGUGUAUUCCGUCUUUUUUUUUUGAAUUAAUAUAUAUUUGCGUCGGAUGCAAUUUCAAUAUCUUCGUCAGAGUUCUCAUGAGGUAUGUAUUUGCACAAACUUGCUCAUUCCUGCAACCUGGUUAACUUACUGUAACGAGUGAGAAAUCUAACCAAAAUCGACAUUUGACUGAAUGCAUUAAAGCUUCUUCUUUUAAGCCCUAAUGACAUUCUUCAACAGCCUCUGCUUCUGUGUAUUCCGUCUUUUUUUAAAUUAAUAUAAAAAUGACUCGGAUGCAAUUUCAAUA